CUUCUAGACAUCUAGUGUUUUGGACCGAUGUAUGUAUUUAUAUUUUUGUAAUUGGAAUAGUUUUUAUUAGAUGUAUAGUUUUUAACCUUUUGAUAUUUUUUUCUUCAAUGUCAUGAGCAAUCUGUUAUCAAACACCCGUCUGAAUUAUCAAAUACGAAAUAGAAAUUAUAGCUAGGAAGUCUUUUCUUGGCAAUCAAGUCUGUUAAAAUUGUCCAUAAAAAAAAUUCUGUUAGGUUGGUCGAUGUAACUAUAACCAUGAUGCAGCUUCAUGGCUCUCCUACUUCCAUGUUUGCCCGGCCGCCUUAAAUGUUCUGUGUUUUCUUAACUAUUUGGGUUAUAUCUUGUAGAGGCCUAGAGAUAAAAGACAAUGCUUCCCAUCGUUUCAACUGCGGUUCUUACAGUCAUUCCCUGAAGCAAUGCCCAAAGCCUCGUGAUAAUGUUGCUGUCAACACUGCUCGAAAGCAGCAAUACAAGUCCAAACGUAAUCAGAAUACUGCUUCUUGCAGUGCAAUUCGCUAUUAUCAGAACUCUCAAGGUGGAAAGUAUGAUGAUCUAAAGCCAGGUGUUCUUGGUGCUGAAACACGACAACUAUUAGGCCUUGGGGAGUUUGAUCCACCACCUUGGCUUACCAGAAUGCGAGAAAUUGGUUACCCACUGGGAUAUCUAGCACCCGAUGAUGAGGAUCAGCCAUCAGGAAUUACAAUAUAUGCUGAUGGAGAAACCAACGAAGGAUGGGGAGAUGGGGAAAUUGCUGAGAUGGUGCAUCCUGAACGACAGAUGAAAAUGACUGUAGAAUUUCCAGGAAUAAAUGCACCAAUCCCUGUAGAGGCAGAUGAAAAACUUUGGUCUCCUGGUCCUUCAAGUUCUGAAUCAUCUAGGAAUAGGUUACACAAUAGAUUAAACCAUUCUUCUGAACCUGGCAGCAGAGAGCUUCAUCAUGAGCAAAGGUAUUUUGGCGACUUUAAAGAUGAAGGGCCUCCAGGGGUUGACUCUCGAUUUAGCUCAUCCUAUCCCCCAAGCUUUCACAGUCGAAGAGAUCUUAUACCCGGGCCGCUAAGCCCUUCCCAAUAUUCUGAUUGGGGUAGAAGAAGCCCUGUGGUAUGUGAAGAAUUUGCGAGUCAUGGUUCCUAUAGUUCUUCACUGUACUCAUCAACGGAUUGGCGUAAUUCACCAAGAAUUCAUGGCUCAGCCAGAUUCCAAAAUGAGAUUGAUGAAAGAUGGGAUAACAGCUACCCUGACUAUUCAUCUCGGGUUACUAGUCAUCCAUCUCACAGCAGGUGAUGAAUAGCAUUGUGUUGUAACUUUUGUUUCUGUCACCUGAUUUUAUGAGGCCAUGACUUCCCAUCUUCAACCAAGAGGCUGAUUUCCUCUCCACUAAAAGGUGAGGCGCCUUUUCUCUUGGUGCUUCUGGUUUAAAAACAUAACUUGUGAAGAUUUCUAAACCAGAUGAUUUAUACGUGUGAUUUUGUAGCAACAAAAAUGUGGGAGGGACAUUCUACAAUGGCAUUUUUUAAUACAUAAAAGGUCGCAGAUUGGGGAUAAGAGAAGAGGUUUGUUGAGAUUUUAUUCUCAAAUUUGUUGAAUGAAAUUAUUUAAAGUUAAUUGUAUGAAUUAAUUAA
Durio zibethinus is the source of this 1619-nucleotide messenger RNA. Lineage: Eukaryota; Viridiplantae; Streptophyta; Magnoliopsida; Malvales; Malvaceae. The record is from RefSeq and is a predicted model, not a curated record.